UAGAGACGCCAUAGAUAUUUGGUACCUCAGGCCUCACUGAGCGCUCAGCCGGCAUUCUCAUGCGCUUCGUCCUUGCGUUGUUGUAAUUUCCUUAUUUGGACAAUGCAAUUAGCUUCUUAUUGUUACAUGCACUCUUAUUGUUCUCUAUAAUGUGAAGCUUGUCCCUCGCUUACCACGUUGACAAUGGUCGAUAUUUAAUGGGAUCCUCUGCGGACUGAUCCCCUUUGUCUCUGGUGGACCAAACAGUACUUGCUCCUAGAGGGGUGCAACCCAGUUUUAUUAAUCCCCGCUCCGCUUCGUUUUCACCUUUCACAGUUGUUCGACAGUGCACGACUUUCCCUACCGUCACUCUUUCUUUCACGACCAACAGCACCAUUGAAGCCGACGAAAUGCAGAAUUCCUUCAUCAUCAUUCGAGCCAUAUUUUUCAGUAAGCACACGAUAUCAGUAAAUGCGAUCCAGCCAGAUAACAUCGACGCAGCUCUCAUCCUUUAUUUCAAUUUGUUAGCCAUCAUAUUUGCGGGGUGGAAUAUCAUGUCCUCUACUUCUUCUGGGAUGCCAGUGCCUGGUGCAGCGGCAUUCCUUGUUGUAAAUGCUGCACUUAUAUUCGCCUUUACGAUGCUAGCAUAUUCGGCGGAGGUUAUAUGCCCCAAAGCGAGGCCUUCCCAGGUUAGAUUUGAGUGUGGCUGGACUGUAUUGAUGGGCGUGCUUCAGCUAGCUGCCAGCAUUUAUGUCACAACCGUUAGUCCCCAAGCAUUGUGUCAAUCGCAUUGUAAGUCCACGUGGACUAUCUGCGCUUCUGCAGCACUACUUAUGCCGAUCAGCUGGUUGGCUACGUUCAUCAUGCUCGUGUAUUGUAUUACACUAUGCGUAAUGGCAGCAACCCAUGUAUAUUUCCUGCCUACCCUUUGGAAAAUGCCUGUGACCGCGGUUCCUUGGUUCAAUCUCACCGAUUCGAUACCUGUCUCUUUUCCCUCGCGCCCAUUGUCGGAAAUCUCAUCGUCCACCUGGGCUGAAAGCGGCAGUUCUUGCAAGAUCUCCAAAUACAUCGCGGAUACUUGGGAAAGGCUCCAUAGAGUCGAAGGACGUGACAUCGAGCCCACAAAGCCUAUUCUGUUUUCCCGCAGUUGUCCGUCCAUCGAUUCUACUCGACCGGCGUGGGCGAAGCAGCUUGAACUCCAGACUCGGCGUGGCGUGGACCAACCUUUUUUGACACAACGCGUAUUGCCGUCCAGCAGCUCUCCAAAGGUACCCCUGCCGCCUCCAAAAGCUCGUGCUAGAGAGGUGUCGGGCCCGAAUAACUUCAAGUAUGCUGAGACUUCCAUGGAUUCGCAGUUGGAUAAAAAUAAAUCUUACUCAACUUUCACGCCACGGACGCCGACCAUCUUUCCAAAGAGGAUUGCAGAUCCUGAUCUGCCCAUCCCACGACCGCGAUUAUCUCAGUGGAUACCCGCUGACCCGGCCAACGUUGCUGAUCUUCACGCUGAACUCUGA
This is a messenger RNA of Suillus subaureus, 1493 nucleotides long. RefSeq lists its product as uncharacterized. Lineage: Eukaryota; Fungi; Basidiomycota; Agaricomycetes; Boletales; Suillaceae. The transcript is spliced from 6 exons. The record is from RefSeq and is a predicted model, not a curated record. Bases 390 to 1493 code for a protein of 367 amino acids.